Dicrocoelium dendriticum is the source of this 2280-nucleotide messenger RNA. Lineage: Eukaryota; Metazoa; Platyhelminthes; Trematoda; Plagiorchiida; Dicrocoeliidae. The record is from the annotation of a GenBank genome assembly.
CAACUGCAACGUUUGCAGUCGAAGAGAAGUGUAAUUUUGCUGUCCGCUAAUUGAUCUUAUGUUUUAGCUUCUCCUGCCUUUUUCCAUUUUCUAGAUUUCUUCGCUUCUUUCUGUUUGUCUUUUUUAAGCCGAUCUGAUUCACUGCGUGUGUGCGUCGCGGUCGCUUUCCAUGAGGUCCACUGUGAUUUCUACCCUGUAUUAUCCUUUGCAUUAGAUAACAAUCAAGUUUACGGCAAUGGCUUUCUUUUGGACUGCCGGAUAUACACCCUAUGUUACGUUCUUAACAUACCACUCGCGCCGUUUGUGGGAGUCUUACAAUCUGACUUUGGAUUGCAUGGUUCCCAGUAAACAAAUCUGUUGCCUUACACCAAAGUUAGUCGCUUAUCGUUAUUUUUUAGAUAUCACGUUUUCUUCCUGAGCAUCGAUCUCCUAUUUGUUCUCUUGUAUUUCAGAUUGUAAUCCGAUGACAUUCUCGUCGCAUUUUUCGCUGAAACGGUGCCACUUCUUUGUGCUAGUUGUUUUGAUAUUUUCAUACGUUUUUCACUUUUCGGGUGAUGUUGUUUAUGGUCAAUCCACCCCACCAUCGAACUUCCAGGACUCCACUCUCGCUCUCCUCUCAAAUUCGUCUAAUGGGACCUCAAAUACACCCCCAAGCCAUACGGAGGCAAUCCUUUAUGGACUUUUGGCGACAACGGUGACCAAUCUGGCCGCUGCAUUUGGUGUUGUCUUCGUCCCGCUGCACAAAUACCGGUUUUACCCGAUUUUCAUCUCAUUCAUGGUUGCCAUUGCUGUCGGAUCACUCUUCUCUACCGCGGUCCUAGUCCUUCUCCCAGAGGCUCUGCGCUUGGGAGAGUUCUCCAAGCACGAUUUAGACUUACAAUCGGGUUGGUACAUUCCAACCUCAUUGUCGGUUUGUGGUGGCUCAUUUCUCUUCUUCAUUCUGGAGUUUAUGCUUCGACGCAUCCGGGUCCGCUCUACAUUUGCCCCUCAUAGCACUUUGAUCUCUCUGCGCGACUCGUUGGACAGCCAUACUAACACCCCUGUCACCGUGUCUCGCACCUAUGGCCCAAAAGAGUUGGAGCGUGAUAUAUCCAAACAUGGGGACGCGGAUUACGCGAUCGCUUCGUCCAUGUUGACCUCCAACGGAUCAGUGACAGUCCGAUCUUCGCAAUGGUCGAACGAAAAGACAACCGCGGAACGUGGUUCGUCACCGUUGCCGAUGAGUUCACCUUCCACUCAUAAUCAAGAACAUUGCGCAGCUCCCAUCCGUCCUACAGAAAAGCUCACGUUAUGUACUCCGAAUCUUUGCGCUCGCAUGGGCACGCUGGACCCAGUUGUGUGGAUGAUCGUCGUCGGAGACGGGGUUCACAACUUCAUGGAUGGUCUGUCUCUUGGUGCCGGAUUCAUCACGGAUUUGCGCCUCGGGCUCAGUCUGACUUUGUCCAUUCUUUGCGAAGAGCUACCGCACGAAUUGGGGGAUUUCGCCAUAUUUCUUCGAUCUGGAUUGGCCGUUUCCCUGGCCGUUAUACUAAACCUCGUUUCCGCUUCGAUGGCUUAUCUGGGCUUCUUCUUGGGUAUCAUACUGGGUGAAAUGCCUGAUGCGUCCACAUACAUCUUUGGCGUCACAGCGGGCUUCUUUUUGUACAUAUCUCUCGCUGACAUGCUUCCCGAAAUGCAGGCCGCUGAGGAGGAGCGGGAACGAAAGAACGCGUCUAUAAUCCCUUUGUUCUUUGCCCACUGCUGUGGCCUCAUGAUCGGAUUUGGUUGCAUUCUCACCAUCACUCUCCUGGCCGAUCGUAUAGCUAUCUAACACAAGCACAGUCCCCGUGGGCAUCUGCAUCAAGUAAUGUGCGCUCAUUUGAUGGGCCGCCUCCUUCCUUUAUCUUCCGGAAAUGAUCACCUCGAUGAGAAUCACAGAUUUCGCCUACUGUGCUAUCUUAUUAAGUCGGAUCUUACCAUACUAGUCUCUUCGAUGGUCUUUCCCAACUUUGUCAUCGAGUCUGUUUUUCCGAUCUCUUUCCCUGUCUUAUAACUGUUUAAUCGCGGAUUCACAUCAAUGGGCGUGCGAUCGCACUCGCUAUCAUCUCAGGUUAUUCUCAUCAAUGGACCCAGCCGGACAUCACGAAUUCGGGACUCCCGAGGCUUAUGUUUGUGUCUCACGUUGAAAACUCAGUGUUUUCAGAAACAAGACAAUUUAGGCAUCGCUGCAACUUUGGGGUGUCUGAACUUCAUAACGACCAUGUUGAGGCUCUACGACGCUCAAUUUGAAUUCCCAUUCUG